CGCUGAUUAAGAUAACAAGCGAUCAUCGCGUUUUCCAUCUGCGUACGGGGCACUUGUUUUUGUGCUGUCACAAAACAAAGGAACCACCGAACAAGUACCGGAAACAAGUUCGAUCAAUCGUGGAAUUUAAUAUGCCAGCUGUUGUUUAUCGUUUGAUCACGUUGUCAUUAUAGCGAUAGAACACAGCACAAUCACAAUAAUGCGCCCGUGACUUAGGCAGGAAUGGCCCAGGAAGACGGUGCUCAGGAGAGCUCCCACUCUCAGGAAUCGAAGAAUUCCAAAGACGCUUUCUUCGAUUCGAAACCUAAGCCUAAAAUUAUUAGGAUACUGACGGUACUGGCCUACAUACUGAGCGUUUCGAUGGCCGCUAUCAUUCUAUCGGUUUACUAUAUUUUUAUGUGGCACGGGGAGCCGCACCUCGGGGCUCGAAGAAAUGUUAUCCUCAAUUACAACAAUUAUAGCGUGGAAGAGAGAUUUAUAGGACUGAAAUAUUUAGGAGAUUUGGAAAAUCAAUCGCACUUGAUUCUACACAAUUACGAUGAUAUUAGAAAUGCGAACGCAACCGAAACAAAGUUACCGAAGAACGGAUCUGAAGAAAACGAAGGGCAAAUUUUAUGUUCUUGUUACCCUCAUAUUUUCGCAGACGUGGAUCUGCUAAAACAUUUCUUCAACUUUCUGCUGGAUAAGAUGUCCUACAAGGCCAACAACGGCUUGAGUCUGACGACGAGCGAUUCCGGCCAGUGGAAGACCGCCUCUGUGCUGGACACCGCCGUCAAAUUGGCGGGCGAGGAGGCCAAAGACCGCCUCUACGAGCCCAAGCACAAGAAGAAAAUUGUCAGAGUGCUGACGGUGGUGGCCUACGUGUUUUUCGUGUCUUUGGCCGCCAUUAUGCUCAGUUUGUACUACGUGCUUUUUUGGAACGGGGAUCAGAAGAUUACGUCCAAGUACGUGACGGCUGCGCUCAGACAACAAGCCCAGCAGGCUCAGGAUACCAAAUGUAUUUUAGAUAUGCAACGACAGUUGGUAAAUCUAGAACUAGAAGACAAGUUACUCGCUCCUACUGAGAUAUCUUCCGAAGAAAACGCUACCAAUUGGCAAGAGGACUAUCCGGAUGGUCCGGAAGAUUUAUCGAAAACUAGCGUUUUUAUCAAAAAAUUGUUCUAUAAAAACGACAGGAAUAUUUAAAAGUCGACCAAAUUAACAAAGUGUUCCAUAGAUUUACUAAUAGGAAAUUGUAGUGUCUAGUCAAUAAGAAUGAUUUGAAUAAAAAAGGGAAAAUUUUACCUAUCGGUAAACUUUCAGUAUAGAACCAGCUAAUAAGAGUACGAGGUAAUUUCGAGUAUGUGAUGAAUAUGUAAGGAUUUAUUUGUAAUUUAGGUACAUUUAUAAGAAACGUGAUUUCGAUAUUCUCCAGUUUUUAGAAAUAAACGAAAAUAUUCCAUGAGA
Messenger RNA from Phyllotreta striolata, 1446 nucleotides. The record is from the annotation of a GenBank genome assembly. NCBI's taxonomy places the organism in Eukaryota, Metazoa, Arthropoda, Insecta, Coleoptera, Chrysomelidae.